GCCUCCAACACCCAGCAGCCAUGGCUUACCAGUCAAGACAGCCCUGCAUGCCUCCUCCUAUCUAUCAAGAAGCCUGUGCAUCGCCGUGCAUCCCCCAAUCGAAUGACCCCAGUCCAUGCUCUGGAGGGACUCCAGACUUGUCUUACCAGUGCACCCAACCUUCCGUUCCUCCACCCUGCUGCCCUCAAUCGAGCCCCACAGAAAUCCUGGAUGCAAGCACAUCGCCAUGCAUCUCCUUCCAUACCAUCACCGAUGGAGAAUCAUGCGACACUCCACUUACGGAGGUGUCUUCCCCCACACCGUGUGAGUCAGCCACAACUCAACCACAACCAACCGUUCCCCAACCAAGUCCGGCCGAAAUUAGGGAGACACCCAUUUCGCCUUGUGUGAGCGUAUAUGCCACUGAACCCUUGGAGGAACCUGAAGCCCCACAACCAGAACCGACGCGGAACUACGUGAUGCCAGGCUCCAUCAUCGUCUUGGAUCCAUCUGGUACCAUCACAGUGAAGCCAGGUCCAGAUGAUGAAGAGGAAUGUCCAGAACCGAGAGAGUCUGUCUUUUUGGCACCCUACACGCCUCACUUCUUAUAAAAGAAACACUCAGGGUGCAUCUACACUCGAGAAUUAAUGCAGCUAGACACUGCUUUAACUGCCAUGGAUCAAUGCUAUGGGAUCCUGGGAAAUGUAGUGUGGUGCAUCUACACAGUAGAAUUACUGCAGGUUGAGACCUCUUGAACCGACAUGGCUAUGGAAUCCUGAGAGUAAUAGUUUUACAAGACCUGCCUCCCAUAGCAUUCAGCCACAACAUUUAAAGUGGUGUCAAAAAUGGGUUAAUUCUAUAGUGGAGAUGCACCCUUAGGGCCCGUAUAUCUCAGGUUUUCUGUUUAUCCCAAAUUAUCUGGCAGUGGGGAGCCAUAUAAUCCAGUUUAAAGCAGAAAACCUGGGAUCAGAUCCUGGGAUAAAGGGCCUGUCUGGAAGUCUUAUAGCAUGCUUGAUUCCUGUGUUAAUUGGUCCUAACCGAGAGAUGGAAGAAAUAUUUGAAAAUAUAUUUAAAAAAAUAAAAACAAAAAAUAGAGAUAAAGAAAUUCACAAAAAGAACCCUGGACUAAGAAGACCUUUCCCAG
This is a messenger RNA of Anolis sagrei ordinatus, 1123 nucleotides long. RefSeq lists its product as uncharacterized. NCBI's taxonomy places the organism in Eukaryota, Metazoa, Chordata, Lepidosauria, Squamata, Anolidae. The record is from RefSeq and is a predicted model, not a curated record.